GUUUGUUAUACUCUUUUCAAUGGAUUCCAGUCGAUCGAUAUUAUUUGAUCAAUCAGUUGGCGGUCAAACACACGAUCAAAAUGAGAAAACAAUUGAUGAGACGAUUGCCGACACAAUUGAUGAGACCAAUAGUGGUCAAAACGACAGUCAAUCUGCCGAAACAAUUGCUGAGCAAAGAAUCGGUGCUUUGGAUGACACUAUUGAUAACCCCAUUGAUGACACUAUCAGUGGACAACCCGAAAGUCGAUCGGACGACAAUACUGUCCCAAUAGUCAAUGAUAUCGAUGAUAACUCUACCGAAAUCGGUAUCAAUAGUAAUGCCAACAUUGUUGACAAAAAUGAUGGUACAGUCGGCGAUACAACUGCGGAUAUAUUUGGUGAUCAAAGCGAUGACUCAGUUGACCAUCGAUUGGUGAUCGAUAUCGACAGAGAUAGUCAUAAUCGAGUCGUCAGUGUUGUUCAAUCUGUUAUUGACACGACUGUUCAUUCAGACACAGAUACCGUACAGCACUAUAGAGUAUCAGAUAUCGGCGCCAACUAUAGUAAUCCUAUUAUUGCUGUUAACGAUACCAACGAUGACAAUGGUUUGUCUGUAAAUGAGGCCAACAACGGGAUACCCAUUAAUACCGAUACCGAUGGCCAGUGUUUGGGUACUACCAGUGCUGAGACUUCUGACAACACACAACUACGGACACCCACUCGUAUUCAAUCAACAACAGGUUUACCAGAAUCUCCGACUCAGGAGGACUUGGAUUCACUCAAUGAUGAAAUGUUCGCAUUGGCCGUCAAUAAGUUAGGAACGUGUGGACGCAAUUUUGGUAAAUGGAUGACUCGUUUCAGUAAUGCUUCCGCCAAAUGUAUUGAAAUGGCCAGCAGUCAAAUGUCUGGACGGGUUAGUACUUCAAUUGAUAACUUUAUAGCUGAACCCAUGGACGACACUGACGUCUCAAUGGACCAAUCGUUAAGUCCCGACAUAAUUCCCACCGAAUCUGGAUAUUUAGAAACUAUUUCUGGAAGUAAUCAAAAAGUCAUCCAACUGUAUGGACACCUGACCAACGCCAACGCAGUUAAAGACAAACAACGAUUGUUUGAAAGCUAUCAAAAAUCGUCAUAUAUGGGAUGGGAAGUGUUAACCGGUAGGACUGUUCAUCAGUUUGUUUUUUUCCGGUUAUACUCGCCUUGUUGUCCCAUAUGUGGGCAAGAUUUGGCCACCGGACCUAAUUCGACUGUCCACGACAUACACAAUCACAUGAAAGUAAAGCACUACAUGAUGAACACCUCGACAUUAAUUCACGCCAAACUUCAUAUCGUUAGCUAG
Messenger RNA from Oppia nitens, 1318 nucleotides. RefSeq lists its product as uncharacterized. NCBI's taxonomy places the organism in Eukaryota, Metazoa, Arthropoda, Arachnida, Sarcoptiformes, Oppiidae. The record is from RefSeq and is a predicted model, not a curated record. The transcript is spliced from 3 exons. Bases 20 to 1318 code for a protein of 432 amino acids.